GGGGGUGUUGGUACUUAAGGCUUGCUCUCUCUUUCGCCCCGUAAAGGAUGGUGGUUUUGAAGCGCUUGUGGCGAGAGCUGUAGGUUUUACACGCGUUCUGAAAAAAUGGUACCAGCUCAUCACCAUCCUCUGUUAAAUCUGUCGGGACAGAAGGAACGUUGCAGUGAAAAGGGUCAAUCGUCUCGGUCGUUAGUCGGCAGCAAUAAGUGGGAUAUUUUCCAGUCCGCUAAACUGGGACGAUUGGAAGAGUGUAAAAGAAUAAUCGACGCAGAGGGACCGGAGGUCUUGAGCCGUUUUGAUGCCAAAGGGUACACUCCUGCCCACUGGGCUGCCCUGAAUGGGUUUUCUGACCUCAUCCUGUGUUUCAUUGAGUGCAAGGGCGCAGUUAAUCUUUUCAGCCAAGCGGAUUUGGCACUGAGACCAAUUCACUGGGCAGCGGUGAACGGGCACAUUGCAGUUGUCGAUCUCUUGCUCCGGGCCGGAGUCCCGGUUGACUCGCCAGACCAAAGAGGAUGCACUCCUUUGAUUCUGGCAGCGCAGUUUGGGCACUCGGCCUUGUGCUGUUAUCUCAUGGGGAAAGGAGCCCGCCUGGACGCUUGUGACUGUGAAGGGGACAGUGCUGUGCACUGGGCUGCAUUUAAAGGCCAUUGUGAACUGACUCGAUUGCUAAUCUACGCAGGACUCAGCCCUACACAACCAGAUCAUUUUGGCCAGACUCCUCUGCAUCUGGCUGUUCUCAGUGGGGACUUGCUUACCGUGCAGCUGCUGUGUGAACAGGAUGGCGUAGAAUUGGAAACCCAAGAUAAAAAUGGCUAUUCCCCACUGAAGCUGUCCAGGGUUCGAAAACAUUAUGAAUUGUCAGAGUAUUUAGAAAACCUUAGAAAGCAAUCGAGGCGCCUUGUCCCAAAGUUUGACUGGAGUACUUUGGUAUUUGGCCCACCUGAGAAAUCAAAAGGUCCAAUACUUUUCUUGUACGGCUGUUUGCUUCUAUGGGGAUACCCUACCUACUUUCUAAAGAUUGUUUCUGUCUCCUUUAACAAGCUGUGGGAGUUUCAUAUGGCCUUCCUGCUUGGCAAUGCCCUGAUGUGGUUUCUCUUCCUGAAAGCUUCUCUGAUGGAUCCGGGUUUUCUUCCCAGAGACAGUAAGGAAUACAAUCGGGCCAUUAGACAGGCGGUGCACUUUGAAGAGUGGAAAGGGGGUAGGAACCCCCUAGAGAGACUGUGCCACACCUGUCACAUUGUAAAGCCCUUUCGCACGAAGCACUGCCGCGUCACCAACCGCUGCGUGGAGCAGUUCGAUCACUACUGCCCUUACAUCUAUAACGACGUGGGCCGCAGAAACAGGACUUACUUCUUGGGGUUCCUGAGUACCAUGAGCAUCAAUUGUUUCUUGGGAGUUUAUAUUUGCUGGGACUGGUUCCAUGUAAUGGGCCGCAGCAUUUUUGUAGGAGCUGGCUUCAUCUUUAUGGCAGCGAUAGGGGUCAUUUCUGGCUUAAUGGCAAUCGCUUGUCUUUACAUGGCUGCCGUCAACACGACCACUAACGAGUACUUCAACCAUCACAAAUACAGCUACCUCAGAGGAGGAGACGGCCGGGCCAGUCUGUUUGACAGAGGGGUCUUGAUGAACCUGCUGGAGUUCUUCCAUCUCGUCCGACCUCUCCACGAUGAAGAUCUGAAGACCUUGGAUGAAUUACGAAUCAUCUGAGGAAAAACUUAACAAUCGUGGAAGAUAAUCAGAAGACAGGAAGAGCUCCAAAUGGGGGGAGCCUAUUCUUCUCAUCCGGUUGGAUAACUGGUCAUCGCUAGUCAAGCCUCGAAACGAUCUUUCUACUUCCUGUAAAAUAUCAGUCUUUGUGCGUCAGGUCUCAGGAUGUACAGUAAAAUGAAACUGUAGCAGGUAUGUAACUUUCUCAGGAAUAUUCAAACACUCUGCUGCAAGGGAACUCUUUUGGAGAGGGGUGUUCAUUGCUCACUUGCUAGGGCUAUGCAGACAGGGCACUUGGACACGUGAUUGUGACAGCCAUCCAUCUGGGAUGAACUGUCUGGAUAAGCGGCUUGUUCCAGAUCCCAUCAUGCUUUGUGUGAAGCAGUGCCCACCUCUCUUCUGUCCUUAAGCGCAUCUCUUCUCAGGAUUUUAAACCUUUCCAUUUCAGCAUUCAGGCUGCUGUAAACUGGCAAUAAGGACAAAGCACAAGAUUUCACAGUCAUUGUGAACUGAUCGCAACCCUUAAGAUGCACAAAAAAACUUUUACAAAAAAGCAAAGUGUGGAAGAUACAAAAUCUGCAUUAUCUUAAUUCAAUUAUUGAUUAAUUAAAUUAUAUGCAUAUGAAGAAUGCACAUAGCGCACAUGCAUUCAUUGAGAUGGUUAUUGUAAGUUUAAAAUUUUGAUGCCGCCUUUCAGUUAAAGUAUUUUUGUGACAUCUGGAUGAUUCAUCAACAGGGACAAAGUAGUCUGACUCGAAUCGAAUACAAUAUGUCAGGCAGCCAGUGAGACAUUAAACGCAUUUGAAAAUACGGAUUCCAAAAAUGAUAUUUCAAAAGCUAUUGCCUAUUUGAAAAGGAUUACUAUGCAUUUAAAUAUUUUGAAAUUCAUGGAAUAUAUAGAUAAUCCGUCCACGGAUUUGAUUUUUGUGAAUUUUAGGAAAUUCGAAAAAUACUUUGGGUUUCAAAGUUGCCAUAUUUCUAAAAUACUUGAAUUUUAUGUCUAAUAAGAUUAUUGUUGAUGAAACAUAAAUUGUGAAGUUACUCUGGGUUAACAAAAGCCAUAUAUUUUAUGAAUAUCUACAGUACCUUAACUAAUAAACUGUGAGCACACAUUUAAAAUGUUGGAUUAUGCAUUUUUUCUACAUUAUUGAGGUUUAAACUUCAGUUACAUUUAACUCUUUCAUGUUUAAAAGACAAACCAAGUGUUUAGUUGGCUAGGACCUCUGUAGAAUUGGGUUUUUUUUUUAACGUACAAGUUUUAAAUGAGAACUGCCUUUAGAAUUAUUUUAAAAUGAACGUUUAAAAAAAGAAGAGCUGUUUUUUGUACAACUCAAAAUGAAAGCACAAGAUGUUGACAUACUGUACAGCAAGGGACAUGAAUUUACUGUAAGCCAGGAUCUCAACUGAAUGCAGUGAUUUAAAAUUCUGUUAAUCCUGAACGAAUUAACAAACAUUAUCCAAUUUAAAAGAGCUAAGAGGUGACAGUAAAUGGGGAUUCAGGUGGGUUGAUAUAGUGAAUACUGCUCUGUUAGCAAGUUCGUAAUGUAGCUGUCCCACAGAACAGUCAAGCAGGUACUGUGGGAAGAUCAAACAGAGUGACACUUCUGUCUCUUAUAUGCUGUACAAGUAGGGAUAAUUUGGGAAUGUGUAAUGGUCUGCAUGCUAUCAAAAAAUGGCUUGACAGUUUCUGUCAAGUGCAAUAAAUAGCUGGGAGGUCCAACUUAAAUACUGUUUCUCCACUGAAAAAAACAGUCAGAACCCAUUCAGCAAAAGGGCAUUUUAUAUUUUUUGUGAACUGUUAUGUAUGCUUACUGAUAUGUAUUGAUUUCCAAUAAAAUCUGAUUUU
This is a messenger RNA of Lepisosteus oculatus (spotted gar), 3550 nucleotides long. RefSeq lists its product as uncharacterized. Gene Ontology annotation, cellular component: Golgi membrane. Gene Ontology annotation, biological process: protein palmitoylation. Lineage: Eukaryota; Metazoa; Chordata; Actinopteri; Semionotiformes; Lepisosteidae. The record is from RefSeq and is a predicted model, not a curated record. Gene Ontology annotation, molecular function: palmitoyltransferase activity; protein binding.